AUGGCGCACCCCCACCCUCCUUCCCAAGCCAGCCCGUGCAGCCCGCUCUUGCUCGAGCGCCCCGCCACGCGGCGCGGCCACCAAAGCCGGAGCGCCCUCCCCGGCUGCUGCGCCGCCCCCUCGCGGCCGGGCCGCUCCGGGUGCGCGCGCCGGCGGGGCGCAGACCCACGCGGGGGAGGGGGCGGGGCAGGGUAUCCGCCCCGCGAGGGGGAGCCGCGAGGUGCUGUCGUGCUGCGGGAGACAACUCCGAAGCGAGGAAGAGACUCCGCGAGCGGCGGCGGGGAGGGCAGCCGCGAGCAAGGGGAGCCCCACCGAGCUGGCCCUGCCCGCCUCUGGGUGCGCAUCGCCGUCCGCUGGGAAGGACUUUGUCAGCCAGCAAGAACGAUGCCAGGAGGUCUGGAGAAGGCGUGUCAUCAGUGCAUUUCUAAAAUCGCCAGCAAUGCCUGCUUUGUUUGCGCGCUCUUCGCCUUCCUGGCCCUGCCGCUGGCCAUGGCCUUCACAGGAAUGAAGUUUUUGGAGGACUGCCCUAUACAGCCCCUCAUUCCUCUGUAUUUGCUAGUGGGCGGGAUCGUCGGAACCUUAAAGGUGUCUCUCCUUCUGUACGACUCCACCAGGAUGAGGCGGCUUCUGUCCAAGGCCGUGGUGAUCGACGACGAUGAUGAUGAUGAUGAGUACCCCUGGAGGCGGAAUGUGCACAAGUACUACAUCCACCUCAUCCUCAGUCUCUUCCUCUUCCUCUGGUUCAUCCUGGGCAAUUACUGGGUCUUUUCUGUGUACCUGCCCGAUUUCAUUCCCCCUUUCCAGCAGCCUCAGGGCUACUGUGACAAAAUCCUGUACCUCUUUGCGGUGGGGGUCCUGGCGCUCAGUCACACCGUGCUGGCCUUGCUCGUCCUGGGCAGCGCUUGUGUCUACGUGUGUUCCAGGGGGAGAUUCGCUGCCGAUGAAGACUGACAGCCACCCCCUCCAGCACACACGCUCGCGCAGUUUCCGGACAACGGCACACUGGAGGGGUAAUAAAACCCUCCCUCCGGGCAUUCAAGAACCCACCGAUGGACAUGCACUGACUAGUGGAGCAGGGGAAGGAAACGCUUGCCUUCCUGGCACUCGGGGAAAGCGCUUUUGCUGGUUCAGAAUGGAACUUUGUACUCAUAGGAGUCUUCCAAGGGUUUCUUUUUUUGUUUUGUUUUGGAGGGGGAUAAAGUGAAGGAGGCAAAGAAUAGGAGACCCUUGCAUGGUGCGAGUCCCCUGAAUGGUACAGGAGCAAGGCUGGUUGUAGUUCCCGCUGCUACUGCUGUUGUCGUUCAACCACAAGCACCGUGAUGUCACAGAAAGAAUGCAGACUUUCAAACGAGACAUAGCCCAGCUUCGCUUGCUGUGAUGGCUUUUGGUAUUAGAAGGAGAAAGGUGCUGUUUUAAUGACUCCAGCUGCCUUUUGGGAAAGUGAAGAGCAAUUUCUCCCAACCCCGAAUCAGAUGGGCUUGAUCUGAUGGGUGGGGACAUCGCAGGGACAGCUGUAAAAUCUGCCGAGGUCAGGGAAGCAGCUGCCACCUCGGGGUCUGGGCUGGCCCGCUAGCCCCGCAUUUGCUAGCAUUCUCCACGGGCUGCUACUGCAAACUCUUUGCUUGGCCUUGACUCUGUUUCUUUCUCUGGCUAGCUGACUGCAUCUUUGUGAUUUGUGGCUGGCUAUGUGGCAUGAGCCAGUUUUGUAGGUUUCUGGCCACACUGCAUGGGUUGAGGUGCCAUCAGUGUAGGGUUUUUUUGGUUUCUGAGCUUAAAUAUCAUAUGGUAGCUCCUCUUAGUGUCAGGUUAGGCUUGGGAGCCUUUUGGAAAUCAAGAUGCCUGGAAGUCUAGGAUGACACCAAAGAGCGGCCACGAACCUGCACUCUUGCUGCUGCUGCUGAGAGCUGAAGUUCGUGGGAGCUGUGGAGCUGGGUCAUUGUGUUGGUAUUGGCAAGUGGGGGACCCUUUUCCCAAGGGACAUCCUCAGGCUUUAGAAUUUUAGAUAAAGACACUGCCGUGUGUCUCUCUAGGAGCAAUGCCAGGGGGAGCAUGGCACCUGCUUAAUUGUGCUUCUCUCUCAGCCACAGGCACAGCCUGUCUGUGUAUUUACACGGUGCUGAGCUCCCUCCCCCCCCCUUUUUUUUGCUUUAUAAUAAAACCAAUGCCUGAGUGGCCAUCAAUGUGAGGCACCUCCCUUUAUCAGAAGCAUCAGCUCAAACUGGGAGGCUCACUCCUCUCUGUGGCUUUCAGAGAAAAGGACCCCUGAGCCCCGUGGAGACGUGCCACUUGAGUUUGCAAGCACUCCCCAGGCGUCUGUCACCUGGAGUCACGUUUGUCCUCCCAGGUGAGAAGAAGGUGUUUGGUGCGCCCUCUGCUGGGCAAAAGAGGAACAGCCCUUUUCCUGCCCCGGUCCCUCUGGGCAGUUCCUGUUUUCAUUUUCACUUGAGCCGUGGAAGAAAACCCCUGGUGUGUGGUUUGUGGAUCCUGCCUCACUUGUGAUGCCCAAUUCCCCCAUCGUGCCCCAUGUUGCCCUCUCUGUGCUGGGGCUGGGGAGAGGCUGCGGGCUGGGUGUGUGUGCCAGGGGCUCCCCUCCCAGCCUCCUUUCCCCAGGUGAUGACUUGUCAGCCACCCCCAGUCAUGUAGCCAAUGUUCGAACAUAUGUGAGCAGCAACGACCUGAGCCCAAGGACCCCUGCACAUCUCCCGCAUGGGAGCGUCUGAGGCUCCUGUCGCUGAGGCCUUGGCAAAGGUGGAAAGAGCCAGUGAAAAACCAUGAGUGUAAAAAUGUCUGUUAGCAGAUGGCAGAUAUUGGUUAGUGCUUUGGCUACAUCAGUAGCUAUGUCUCAGAUGUUAGAGAGUCCCAGUUUCUGGUAGGCGUGGAUAUCCCUGGAGUGUGGCAGAAAUCUGUAUCUUUGCCAGAGGGGUGGUGGACGAAGUGUCCUCAUUCUCACAGGUAGCCCCCCUCCCCACCCCCUCCUGCAAUGGAGAAUGUCGGUCCUAAAUGAUUGCUACACCUGGACCACGUUUUUGGCUUUGAGUUUCCUUGUCACCCAAGCAGGAAGAAAGAUAUAAUGAUCAGUCGUAGGCUGCACACUUUCCCAGGAGUAAAAAAUUCUCCCUCUCUGGAGAAACACAGGUUAAGUCUGAAAGAUAGUGUUCAUGUGCAUCGAUUCAUAGAGGGGACACAGAGUGAUUCAGUGGGUGACAUCUUUAGCAUAGCAGGCUUCGAAUGAUUGUUUAUUAGGGCCUCCCUCAAUGGAUGGAGAGAUGGCUAUUAGGAGGUAUAGUUCAAGAAAGAAGUUCUGGGGCCAAGGCAAAUGGCCUACAACUGUGUGGUUCUUUGAAGUUCUGCUUAAUCCAGAGAUGACAUCAGACUAUCUAGGAAGGGAUGUACUGCAUGGCCUUUAAGUCAGUGGUCUCCACCUUUUUUGUCACCAGGGACUGGUUUCAUUGGAGACAAUUUUUCCAUGGUCGGGGGUUGGGGGAGUGGGGGUGCAGAGCUCAGGUGGUGAUGCACAGCCUGUUUCCUAACGGGACACGGACCGGUACUGGUCUGAGGCCCUGGGGUCCGGGACCCAAGCUUUAAGUGAUGCCCUGUUAGUAUUAUUUCUCUCAGCUGGGGGGAAAUUUAGGCAGGUGAGUGUAAGCAGCUCCUGGCUGUAAUGGCUGGCACGGCCUGAAGAGGGCGUGCUGCACUGGUGAAACGGGCCGUGCAUAGCUGCAGACUGGACAUGCCCACCCAAGAGUGACCCAGGAGACGGCCAUUCCUCCUCUGUGGGAACGUGGCAGGGCAGUGGCCUUCCAGGGGAAAUGAACAUGAGAACACCUCAACUUUCUGGAUGCUAUAAAAGCUCAAGGGAACAAAUCCAUAUGACCGGAAGAGAUAAUCAAUUGUUCCCAUCCAAAAAAAAGACUGCAGCAAAGAUAAGCUGUAUGUUGAAGUCUUUUGAUUGUAUUUGCUACAUUGGGCAUCAUUCUAGAAGUCAUUCUUUGCCUGAAUCUAUAGAAAUAACAGUUGAAAGUGGUAAAAGUGGAACCAUUUCACUGGUGUCAGUCAUACCAGUGGUUUCAAACCUCAGUGAGGAAUUAGAACUACCCAGGAUUUGUUUCAACUGCAGAAUCACAGCGCCCAGGAGUCCUGCUUCGUGAGGCCUCCCUGGUUCUGAUUCGGUGGGCCAGAGAACCCCACGUGUGCACUCAGGCCAUGAAUAAAACGUGGACUGACCCACGUCAGGCCUAUGGUGGUUGUCGCCAUGAGGACAAUGUGAUGUGAGUUCAGUCCUUCAUGUUAUUUCCAUCUAUUUUAGUAUGAGAAGAGGCAAAGUGAUCAAUAGCUUUCGUUUUUGUAUGACUGGAUCUUGUGUUUCUUUUCUUUGUGGGCGUGCUGCAUUUUUGAUGGAAUAAACUUCGUGCAAUUUGU
Molecule: messenger RNA, 4419 nt
Organism: Microcebus murinus (gray mouse lemur)
Lineage: Eukaryota; Metazoa; Chordata; Mammalia; Primates; Cheirogaleidae
Gene: TMEM272
Product: transmembrane protein 272
Source: RefSeq, a predicted model, not a curated record